CUAUACUGACGCUUUCACAAGAUGAGGCUUCUACUGAAGAACCUGGAUAAAAUGAGAUGCUUACGUAAGCGCUCCACCAUCCCCUUUUUGGUGAUUCUCAUCACCUUUCUGCUCUUCAUGAACCUUUACAUGGAGGAUGGCUAUGUGCUGGAGGAGGAUAAACGGCAGCUGAGAGAGGUCUCAAUGCACCCUCUAAAUUCUGAGCGAUAUGUUCACACCUUCAAAGACAUCACCAAUUUUUCUGGAACCAUUAAUGUGACAUAUCGUUACCUUGCUGGGACACCUUUACCUCGAAAAAAGUACCUCACAAUUGGAUUGUCAUCAGUGAAAAGAAAACGAGGAAAUUAUCUUUUGGAAACCAUCAAGUCAAUUUUUGAUCAGUCCAGCUAUGAAGAGCUCAAAGAGAUUGUAGUUGUGGUCCAUUUAGCAGAUUUUGACCUGGCUUGGUGUGAGAGUUUGGUUCAGGAGAUCACCCGCAAAUUUGGGCAUCACAUCAUUGCAGGACGUCUACUGGUCAUUCACGCACCUGAGGAAUAUUACCCGUCUCUUGACGGGCUGAAGCGAAACUACAAUGACCCUGAGGAUAGAGUUCGGUUCCGUUCCAAGCAGAAUGUAGACUAUGCUUUCCUCCUCAACUUCUGCACCAACCUCUCCCACUUCUAUAUGAUGCUGGAGGAUGAUGUGCGAUGCUCACGGAAUUUCCUCACUGCUCUAAAGAAGGUAGUCACUUCCAGAGAGGGGUCAUACUGGGUCACUCUGGAGUUCUCUAAGCUGGGCUACAUCGGGAAGCUUUACCACUCUAGAGAUCUUCCCAGACUUGCACAUUUUCUGCUCAUGUUCUAUCAGGAGAUGCCUUGUGAUUGGCUGCUGAUUCAUUUCCGAGGCCUGUUGGCCCAGAAGGAAGUAAUCCGCUUCAAGCCAUCGCUUUUCCAACACAUGGGCUACUACUCGUCAUACAAGGGGGCCGAAAAUAAACUGAAGGAUGAUGACUUUGAGGAGGACUCACUUGAUAUCCCAGACAACCCCCCUGCCACGCUAUACACUAACAUUAAUGUGUUUGAGAGCUAUGACGCUGCCAAAGCUUAUAGCAGUGUGGAUGAGUACUUCUGGGGCAAGGCUCCUUCCACUGGGGACUUUUAUGUCAUAGUGUUCAACAAGCCAACGAAAAUUAGCAAAAUUAAGAUCAGCACUGGAACAGAUGACCGUCAGAAUGACAUUUUGCAUCAUGGAGCCUUAGAAGUUGGAGAGAAACUGGUGGGAACAAAAAAAGGCAGGCAGUGCUCCUCCUAUAUCACAUUAGGAGAGUUUAAACAUGGGAACAUUGAGGUUCACAAUGUGGACCAUAAAAUUGCUUUUGAUAUUGAGUGCGUUCGCAUUGUGGUCACAGCAAACCAGAAGGAAUGGCUGAUCAUCAGAAGUAUAAGCCUGUGGACUACUCAACCUCCAAAUCAGUGA
Neoarius graeffei (lesser salmon catfish) is the source of this 1455-nucleotide messenger RNA. RefSeq names its product mgat4 family member C (gene mgat4c). NCBI's taxonomy places the organism in Eukaryota, Metazoa, Chordata, Actinopteri, Siluriformes, Ariidae. The record is from RefSeq and is a predicted model, not a curated record. Gene Ontology annotation, biological process: protein N-linked glycosylation. The transcript has 4 exons. Gene Ontology annotation, molecular function: acetylglucosaminyltransferase activity. Bases 22 to 1455 code for a protein of 477 amino acids.